Molecule: messenger RNA, 1145 nt
Organism: Mus musculus (house mouse)
Lineage: Eukaryota; Metazoa; Chordata; Mammalia; Rodentia; Muridae
Gene: Tdpoz2
Product: TD and POZ domain containing 2
Exons: 1
Coding region: 24-1106 (360 amino acids)
Source: RefSeq, marked validated
CCUCCAAAGUACCUCCAGCAGAAAUGUCAGGGGACAUGGAAGCCAAGAUCUGGGGCUCCACACAGAUCAGUGUUAAGGAAUUCUGCUAUGAGUGGACCAUUAGCAACUUUUCAUUUUGCAUGGGGGGAAUUAGGAGAAAGAUUAAAAGCCCAGUGUUCUCCUUAGAGGCCAAUGAGGAAGUGGCCUGGUGUUUGAGAGUACACCCAAACGGGUUUGAUGAAGAAAGCAAAGAUUACCUGUCAGUUUACCUGGUGUUGGUCAACUGCCCAAAGAGACAAGUUAGGGCAAAGUUUGAAUUCUGGAUCAAAAAUUCCCAAGGAGAGAAAUACCAAUAUACGCAGAGCUUGAAUGUCCCUAGCUUUCAGAGAAAGCAAAACUGGGGAUUCAGUAAGUUCAUCCUUCGAGAUUCCCUCCUCUCCCAUCGGAAUUGGCUUCUACCUAAAGACAAGCUCACCCUCUGCUGCAAGGUGAGCAUAGUAGGAGCCAUCUUAAACAUGCCUGGACAGAACAUGAUACCUGCAAUCAAGGAUCCAAGACACAUGUUGACAGAUGACCUAGGCAAGCUGUGGGAGAAUUCCCUCUUCACAGACUGCUCCCUGUUGGUAGCUGGCCAUGAAUUCAGGGCUCACAAAGUUAUCCUAGCAGCUCGCUCUCCAGUUUUCAGAGCCAUGUUUGAACCUCAAAUGGAAGAGAGACUAGCAAACUGCUUUGAGAUCCAGGAGCUGGAUUUUCAAGUCUUUAAAGAGAUGAUGGACUUCAUCUACACUGGGAAGGCUCCAACCCUCCAUAGCCACUCCAUGGCCUGUGAUGUGCUGGCAGCUGCUGACAAGUAUGGCCUUGAGGGCUUGAAGGUCAUAUGUGAGGAUUCCCUCUGCAGGAACGUCUCUGUGGAGAAUGCUGCACACACUCUCAUCGUGGCUGACCUCCAUAGCACAGAGCAGCUGAAGACUCGGGCUCUCCAUUUCAUUGCAGUUCAUGCUUCUGAGGUCUCUAAAAGCUCCGGGUGGAAGUCAAUGGUGGAGUCCCAUCCCCACUUGGUGGAUGAAAGAUUCCGCUCCCUGGCUUCUGCACAGUGUUUUCUUGGAGUCAUCAUUCAAACGCCUUAAGGGAUUUUAGGAGCUAGACAGAUAUGACCAACACCUGUC